This is a messenger RNA of Candidozyma pseudohaemuli, 4554 nucleotides long. It is a transcript of the gene SIN3, whose product is annotated as transcriptional regulator. Gene Ontology annotation, cellular component: Sin3-type complex; chromatin. Bases 1 to 4554 code for a protein of 1517 amino acids. Gene Ontology annotation, molecular function: transcription corepressor activity. NCBI's taxonomy places the organism in Eukaryota, Fungi, Ascomycota, Pichiomycetes, Serinales, Metschnikowiaceae. The record is from RefSeq and is a predicted model, not a curated record. Gene Ontology annotation, biological process: negative regulation of transcription by RNA polymerase II. The transcript has a single exon.
AUGACGAACCAGCAGGACCGCUGGUCCAACCAGGGCAUCCCGCUAGGCCAGCCCUUCAAGUAUGUUUUACCAUCCAGCGACAUCACGCCCUAUACUAACAGCAGCCGCCAAAAUCCGCCUGUUUUGCCACCCCCUGCCACGUUGGAGGCAGGCGGCCAGCCCUUUUCGCCGUUCCCUAACCUACCUGCUUUGGGCAACAGAGCCAACACCUCCUCAGGGCACGUUUUCACCAUCCCAUCCAUCAGCUCCAACGACGACAGAAGACCCUCGGGCGGCCAGCCUACGUCUUCGCUGCAAGGCCAGGCCCCUCAGGGCUCUUCGCAAGGGCCCCACCUCCCUCACGUCCAGGGCUUCUCUUCGCUCCCUCAGAACCCACCUAGACCAUCCAACUCCAUCUACAACAUCACCAACCGCGAUCCACCGGAGGAAAAGGUCAAGGAGGAGCCCCAGCCGCAGGGACAGCCCCAGCAGCAGCAGCAGCCUCCACAUCAGUCGCUGCCACAGACCCAGCCUGCCGCUAGCCAGAAGCUGCAGCCACACGGUUCUCACGAUCCCCAGCGCACAGCCCUGGCACCUCUGGGCACCCAGGAGCAGCAGGCUCAGGGUCCUAUCGGCCCAGCUUCGCAGCCACAGGGUCCUCUUCCACCUGGCGUGUUGAACCGGUCAUCAUCUUCCAGCGCCUACAGACCAUUGAACGUGAAGGAUGCUUUGUCCUACCUUGACCAGGUGAAGAUCCAGUUCUACAACCAGGCAGACGUGUACAACAACUUCUUGGAUAUCAUGAAGGAUUUCAAGUCGCAGAGCAUAGACACCCCGGGCGUCAUCGAUCGAGUGUCCACCUUGUUCCGUGGCCAUCCCAACUUGAUUCAGGGCUUCAACACGUUCUUGCCACCUGGAUACCGGAUCGAAUGCUCCUUAGACCCCUCUGACCCUAACCCGAUCAGAGUGACUACCCCAACAGGCACUACGACAAGACCAAACAUGAACCUUCCACCCCAGCAACAACAGCAGCAGUGGAACGCCGAGCAAAUGCUCCCUCACCAGUUGCAACAGUUCCCAACCGAUCAGCAACAGCAGCAACCUGGGGCCGGUGGUCAGGUCGAAUUCAACCAUGCCAUUUCUUAUGUCAACAAGAUCAAGACGAGGUUUGCAAACCAGCCAGAUAUCUACAAGCAAUUUUUGGAAAUCUUGCAGACUUACCAGCGCGAACAGAAACCUAUUGGUGAGGUUUAUGAGCAGGUCACCCUGCUUUUCUCAAGCUCUCCUGACUUGCUUAACGACUUCAAACAAUUUUUGCCUGACAGUGGGAACCAGCCGCUCUUGCAACCACAGAGGUCUCACGACGGUCCAGCUCUUCUAGCUCAGGCUCAGGCUCAGCCUCAUUUGCAGCAUGUCGAUAAACCACCUUACUUUCCAGGUAAUAACGGAUCACAGUUGCCACCUUUAGGAAAUUUCCAACCCGCCGCUGGCGGCCCUAUGAUGAACGGAGAGCAACAGUAUCGUGCUCACUACGAAAUGCCACCCCAAGAAAUGGUUAUGCAAGGUGGUGCUAUGAUGCACGAGGACAUGAGAAGACGAUCCGAGCAACUGGCUUAUGAGAACAACUACAAUGAGGAGGCUCAAUACUCAAGUAUGCGUGCCGGUGUUCAGCCUUCUGCAAACAAGCUGAAAAACGGUACUCCGGGUGCUCCGACUGUGCUCACUAAGAACGGCACCAAGAUCAACCCAACGUUGGUUCCUGGUGUACCAGAACCCGUCCCACCAACGGCCGCCGUCAGACAAUCCUCCUUGCUGGAAGAGUUGGGUUUCUUUGACAAGGUCAAGAAGGCUAUCGGAAACAAGCAAUCCUACAACGAAUUUUUGAAGUUCCUCAACUUAUACUCUCAGGAUAUCAUCGAUAAAGCCACUUUGAUCGAGAGAGUCGACUAUUUCCUCGGCGACACUCACCAAGACUUGCUUAACUGGUUCAAGCAAUUCGUGGGUUACAAGGAAGAGACACAACAUAUCGAAGAUAUCACCUUCAAGAAGCAUCAAAUCGAGCUUUCCCUUUGCAAAGCUUAUGGUCCUUCGUACAGACAAUUGCCAAAGGUUGAAACCUACAUGCCCUGCUCCGGCAGGGAUGAGAUGUGUUGGGAGGUUCUUAAUGACGAGUGGGUGGGUCACCCAACUUGGGCUUCUGAAGACUCUGGUUUCAUUUCUCACAGAAAGAAUCAAUACGAGGAGAUUCUCUUCAAGAUUGAGGAGGAGAGAUUGGAGUUUGACUACCACAUUGAAGCCAACUUGCGCACCAUCCAAACACUAGAGACGAUCGCUAACAGAAUCGCAAACAUGACAGCUGAGCAGAAGGCAAACUUCAAACUUCCGCCUGGCUUGGGACACACCUCUCAGACUAUCUACAAGAAGGUCAUCAGAAAGGUUUAUGACAAGGACAGAGGUUUCGAAGUCAUCGACGCACUUCAUGAAAACCCUGCUAUUGCUGUGCCUGUUGUUUUGAAGAGAUUGAAGCAGAAAGAUGAAGAGUGGAAGAGAGCCCAGAGAGAGUGGAACAAGGUUUGGAGAGAGAUGGAACAGAAAGUUUUCUACAAAUCUCUCGACCAUUUGGGCUUGACAUUCAAACAAGCAGACAAAAAGCUUCUCACUGCCAAGCAGCUUGUUAGCGAGAUUAGCACGGUAAAGGUCGAGCAACAAAACAAAAGGGUUCAUCCAUUGACGCCAAAGCCUCAGGAACAGCUUGACUAUGUUUUCGAAGACUUCGAUGUGGUCUAUGACAUCAUCAAGCUUGCCGAGUUCUAUAUUUUCCAUUCAUCCAACUACUCCAGCAGUGACAGGGAUAAGUUGGGCGCCUUCUUCAAGUACUUCAUUGGUUUCUUCUUCGGCAUCAGCCAAGAGACGAUCGAAGAGGCAUUGACAGCAAGAUCCAAGGAGGAACGUGGUAAAGAGGAAACCAAGAAUCCUGAAGAUAUUGGCACUCAUGCAGAGCAGAAUGGCACCGUCGAAUCGAACAACACAAAGAAGCGUAAUCGUGACCAAGACUUGUUGCGUGAUGUGUUGAAGAAGCAAUCCAAGAGCAGAAAGGAGGAGAAGGAUGCCUCCUCAGCUAGUGAGUCCGAGGAGCCCGAUCUUGUCGAUGAAGUCGAGAAGUCCGGAGAAUUGUGGAUCAGAACAGCGUCAUCUAACUUCUCUCUCGACGAUAUGUCAAGAGAACAUAAGCGUGACAGAUUCAACUUCUUCUGCAAUACCACGAUAUAUGUGUUCUUCCGUCACUUCAGAACCUUAUACGAGAGACUCGAGGAGAUAAAGGGAAUGAAUGAAGAGGUUGCUAAGGAAAUCAGCGCUAGGAAGAUCCCUCAGUUUGCUAAAGACCUUAACCUUGUCUCGCAUCAGCUUGAGGAAAUGGGCGUUCAGAUGGUGGGCUUCAAGGAUUGCUACAAGCAAGUGUUGUCUUUGACAGAAAGGUUACUUGAUGGUGAAAUCGAGCACCAGUGGUUUGAGGAAAGUUUGCGUCAAGGGUACCGCAACAAGGCUUACAAGUGCUACACCAUUGACAAGGUUGUUCAAGCUCUUGUGAAGCAUAUGCAUACGAUAAUUACUGACUCCAAGACUUCGGAGAUGGUGGUGUUGUUUGAACAAGACCGUAAAACACCAGCUUCUACAGCGAAGGAUCAGAUUUUGUAUCGUAUGCAAGUGAGGUCCCUCAUGAGCAACGAGGAGAAUAUGUUCAAGAUUGUUGUCAAGGAGCCUGAGAACUCGGUCACUAUUGAAUUUGUUGCUCUUGAUGAUUUAACGAUUAAUGAUCAUGAGAAUGCGGAGGAAAGCUACAAUUACUACGUCACUUCUUAUGUCAUGUCUCACCCAACUGAAGGUGUUCCAGCCUCCAAGAUCAAUAUGCCUUUCCAUAAGGCAUUUAUCGAUGCUGUCGAGGAAGAGCAAUGCGAGGGCAAGGCUUCAUCUGACCUCAGAGUAUCCAUUUGCGAAAACUCAUACCGUUUAUUCUUUGAGCCUGGUGCUCACGAUGAGUUCACAGCAAAUUCUGUUCAGCAAAAACAGAAAGAACCCACAUCUACCCCAGAAGAGAAGAUUGAGACUUUCAAGAAAUUGUUGGAUGAUGAGGAGUUUGGUUGGAAAGCUAACCUCAGUGAAGAGCAGAGCGAGAAGCUUAGUCUGAAUUUCGACAUUCUUCUCAAGAAGGGUGCAACAGAAUACAGAGGAAUCGCCAAUGCCGUCGAGGAUGUCGAGAUGAAGGAUGCUGACGAGACUACCGAAAAGCCCGAAAGCAAAGAUGACGAGGAAGAGGAUGGGGAGACACUCAAGCAAGAGGAUAAAAAAUCCGCUGAAGAAUCUUCAAAGGGAGACUCUGAGACCACCAAGGUGAAUCCCGAUACCACAGUGGAUGCCGACACUACUAUUUUCCAUGACCCAAAUGACACGACCAUACAGCAGGACGUUAAUGAAACCACAAAUGAGGAGGUAACAAUCAAUGCCGGUGCUGAUGAAGACGAAGGUGCUGACACGACUGCUCCCGAGGGCGGAGCCCAGGAUAAUUCUACGGCUUAA